This is a messenger RNA of Gavia stellata (red-throated loon), 2212 nucleotides long. It is a transcript of the gene DLL1, whose product is annotated as delta like canonical Notch ligand 1. Gene Ontology annotation, molecular function: calcium ion binding. The transcript has 11 exons. Gene Ontology annotation, biological process: multicellular organism development; cell communication; Notch signaling pathway. The coding region runs from base 1 to 2187 and encodes 728 amino acids. The record is from RefSeq and is a predicted model, not a curated record. Gene Ontology annotation, cellular component: membrane. NCBI's taxonomy places the organism in Eukaryota, Metazoa, Chordata, Aves, Gaviiformes, Gaviidae.
AUGGGAGGUCGGUUCCUGCUGGCGCUCGCCCUCCUCUCGGUGCUGCUGAGCCGCUGCCAGGUCGGCUGCUCCGGGGUCUUCGAGCUGAAGCUGCAGGAGUUUGUCAAUAAGAAGGGGCUGCUCAGCAACCGCAACUGCUGCCGCGGCGGCGGCCCCGGCGGCGGCGGGCUGCAGCAGUGCGACUGCAAGACCUUCUUCCGCGUCUGCCUCAAGCACUACCAGGCCAGCGUCUCCCCCGAGCCGCCCUGCACCUACGGCAGCGCCAUCACCCCCGUCCUCGGCGCCAACUCCUUCAGCGUCCCCGAUGGCGCGGGCGGCGCCGACCCCGCCUUCAGCAACCCCAUCCGCUUCCCCUUCGGCUUCACCUGGCCCGGCACCUUCUCGCUCAUCAUUGAGGCUCUGCAUACAGACUCUCCUGAUGACCUCACCACAGAGAACCCUGAGCGCCUCAUCAGCCGCCUGGCCACCCAGAGGCACUUGGCGGUGGGUGAGGAGUGGUCCCAGGACCUGCACAGCAGUGGCCGCACUGACCUCAAGUACUCCUAUCGCUUCGUGUGUGAUGAGCACUACUAUGGAGAAGGCUGCUCUGUCUUCUGCCGCCCCCGGGACGAUGCCUUUGGUCACUUCACUUGUGGAGAGCGUGGCGAGAAAGUCUGCAACCCAGGCUGGAAAGGCCAGUACUGCACUGAGCCGAUUUGUUUGCCUGGAUGCGAUGAGCAACACGGCUUUUGUGACAAACCUGGGGAAUGCAAAUGCAGAGUGGGUUGGCAGGGCCGAUAUUGUGAUGAGUGCAUCCGAUACCCAGGCUGCCUUCAUGGUACCUGCCAGCAGCCGUGGCAGUGCAACUGCCAGGAAGGCUGGGGUGGCCUUUUCUGCAACCAGGACCUGAACUACUGCACCCACCACAAGCCCUGCAAGAAUGGUGCCACAUGUACCAAUACUGGUCAAGGGAGUUACACUUGUUCUUGCCGACCCGGGUACACAGGCUCCAACUGUGAGAUUGAAAUCAAUGAAUGUGAUGCCAACCCUUGCAAGAAUGGUGGAAGCUGCACUGAUCUCGAGAACAGCUAUUCCUGUACCUGCCCCCCGGGCUUCUAUGGUAAAAACUGUGAGCUGAGCGCAAUGACUUGUGCUGAUGGGCCAUGCUUCAAUGGUGGGCGAUGCACCGACAACCCUGAUGGGGGAUACAGUUGCCGCUGCCCACUGGGUUAUUCUGGAUUCAACUGUGAAAAGAAAAUCGAUUACUGCAGUUCCAGCCCUUGUGCUAAUGGAGCCCAGUGCGUUGAUCUGGGGAACUCCUACAUAUGCCAGUGCCAGGCUGGCUUCACUGGGAGACACUGUGAUGAUAACGUGGACGACUGCGCCUCCUUUCCCUGCGUCAAUGGAGGGACCUGCCAGGAUGGUGUCAAUGAUUAUUCCUGCACCUGCCCCCCAGGAUACAACGGGAAGAACUGCAGCACCCCGGUGAGCAGAUGCGAACACAACCCCUGCCACAACGGGGCCACCUGCCAUGAAAGAAACAACCGCUACGUCUGUGAGUGUGCCCGGGGGUACGGCGGGCUCAACUGCCAAUUUUUGCUCCCCGAGCCGCCUCAGGGACCGGUCAUCGUUGACUUCACUGAGAAGUACACGGAAGGCCAGAACACCCAGUUCCCCUGGAUCGCCGUGUGCGCCGGGAUUAUUCUGGUCCUCAUGCUGUUGCUGGGGUGCGCUGCUGUGGUCGUCUGUGUCAGGCUCAGAGUGCAGAAGAGGCACCACCAGCCUGAUGCCUGCAGGAGCGAGACUGAGACCAUGAACAACCUGGCGAAUUGCCAGCGCGAGAAGGACAUUUCCAUAAGUGUCAUUGGUGCCACUCAGAUUAAAAACACGAAUAAGAAAGUAGACUUUCACAGCGACAACUCCGAUAAAAAUGGCUACAAAGUCAGAUACCCAUCAGUGGAUUACAAUUUGGUGCAUGAACUCAAGAACGAGGACUCUGUUAAAGAGGAGCACAGCAAAUGUGAAGCCAAGUGUGAAACGUAUGAUUCGGAGGCAGAGGAGAAAAGUGCAGUACAACUAAAGAGUAGUGAUACUUCUGAAAGAAAACGACCAGAUUCAGUAUAUUCCACUUCAAAGGACACAAAGUACCAGUCGGUGUAUGUCAUAUCAGAAGAGAAAGAUGAGUGCAUCAUAGCAACUGAGGUGUAAACCAGAGGCGAUAUGGCAAGGUGGU